Molecule: messenger RNA, 1981 nt
Organism: Danio rerio (zebrafish)
Lineage: Eukaryota; Metazoa; Chordata; Actinopteri; Cypriniformes; Danionidae
Source: RefSeq, a predicted model, not a curated record
CCAAUCAUAUUGUGCCUUGGAACGUUGUGGUCCAAUCAACGCAAACGUAGGAGGGCGCUAAAAUGGAUGACGUUCCUCUCCAGCUCAUUGUUGGUGCAUUUCGUUGGUCGGUGGAAGCUGCGGCAGGAAGAACUGAGUGAUGAACAGGAUCCGGAUCCAUGUCCUGCCAUCCAGCAGAGGUCGAGUGACUCAGGCUGCUCGUGCUCAAGAACCUCAGACCUGCUCGUACACCCAAAGACCGUGUUCACAGCCACGUCUGGAAGGCCUGGAGUUCUGCAUCAAACACGUGCUUGAAGACAAAAACGCUCCAUACAGGCAAUGCAGCUACAUGUCCAACAAGAAUGGCAAGCGAUGUCCCAAUGCAGCCCCUAAACCUGAGAAAAAGGAGUCGGUUUCAUUCUGUGCUGAGCAUGCACGCAGAAAUGCAUUGGUUCAGCAGGCUCAAAUGCGGAAAGCAUCCGCUUCGGGACCGUCCCCUGAAGUCCUGCUCUCGCAGCUGAGUGGCUACAGUCGGCCUGAACCUGGAGCUCACAGUCAAGAAGGUCAUAGUGAAGCUAGCCGAAUACUAGAUGAUGAGAGUUGGAGUGAAGAAGAGCAGGAUCCAGUUGUUUUGGAUCAGACCUGGAGAGGAGACCCUGACAGUGAAGCUGAAAGUCUCGACAGUGACCACGAAGACCCUUUGAAGCAUGCAGGGGUUUACACAGCAGAGGAAGUGGCACUCAUCACACGUGAAAAGCUUAUCAGACUUCAGUCCCUCUACAUAGACCAAUUUAAACGUCUGCAACACUUACUAAAAGAAAAGAAACGCCGUUACCUGCACAGCCGCAAGAUUGAACAUGAGACUAUCGGGAGCAGCCUGUUAACUGGUCCAGAAGGGCUAUCUAUGAAGGAAAGGGAGAACUUAAAGAAGUUAAAGGCUUUGCGGCGUUAUCGGCGUCGUUAUGGUGUGGAGGCUUUGCUGCACCGUCAGCUCAGAGAACGAAGACAAGCAAUCACUGAAGGAGGACCGACACAGGCAAUGCGUUUAGGCCAGAGGUGCAUUUCCUUUGUGGAAGGGACACGCUGUUCAAAUCAGUGUCUGCCAAUGACAAGACAUUGUGUCUCUCACAUUUACCAAGACAGCAGCCAAGUUUUAUUCAAGCUGUGCCCUGGUCUUAAGGACGUCCCAUGCGAUCGUCCUGUCCACAUGGGACAGUCGGAGGAGCCCCGCUGUCCUCUACACCUGUCCCUGCCUCCACCCAUGUACCAGCCCGAGCAGGAGUCUCUCGCCCCGGAGCAGCUGGCGUCUGCGCCCACAGACAUGUACCUCAGUGCCGCCGAGCUCCAGCCAACAGAAAAUCUACCUCUGGAAUUCAGUGAUGAUCUUGAUGUUGAAGAUGAGGGUUUGCAGUGUCCGCCGUCCCCCUUGCUCUUUGACACAGCGCUCGCAUUAGAAGACCAAACCAUCAGAGAGAUCGCCGAAGCCCCCAUGGACAUCCUGACCGGGGCUGAGCAGGGCGAUCUGGACGCCUCUGCCCAAGACGCUGAACUCUCAGAGAGAGAUGAGGUGUCUGUUGAAGACUCGGUUGACACUGAAAUACUUGAAGCAGUUGAACAAGCAAUCCCCAUGCAGAAUUCAUCAAAAGACUCUGACACCAAAACAACAGAUGCCUUAUCCUGAGCACCUUAUGACCUGAUUUUCUCAGCUGCUGUGCUGUUUAUAAUUCCAAACAGUUCAUAUAUCUAUUUAAAAGCCAUAAUUCUGGAUUUCUUGUGAAAUAUUUUAGCCUAACAUUCUCAUUACUUAAAAUAACACAUAAUCUGAUUUAGAUUAUGCUUCGUGAAACUAAAAGGACAGCAGUUACAAUAUACAGUAUGUGACGCAUGUGUUUCACUACAGAAAGUCUACCGUUUUCACUUUUUAUCCUGUACAUUUCUGGUUCCAUAUCAUAUUCACGACUCAUACUGGGAUUUGUUCACUAAAAUAAACCUUUACAUCUCA